CUUAUCUGGCAACCCGCUGGGCCCUCGGACGGCCGACCCUCCAUCCUGGCACUUUACCUUCAUCCUGGUAACUUACAAGUCCCCGGACCAAAAACAGGAAGUGUGCGAUGAGUUCAGCAACAGAAGAUGAGGAGGCUGCAGCGUUAGAAACUGUCAAGUCGGUCACGCUCACUCAGGACAGUGAUGGAAGCAUCAUACUGCACUGUCCUCACAACGAUGAGGACUUGGAGCCCCUUCAGAAGAAAGUGCGCCUCUCUACUGAAGAACAGGACGACUCGGACACACCUCAGUUCUCCGUGGUGACCUUACCGAUGUCGGAAAACGACGAGGGCUUCGAGGUGACGAUGACGGCCACGGCAGACGGGGAUCUCUCUGAGGAAGGUGUCGCUCAGAUUCAGAUUCUGCAGGAGGAUGAGGACUCUCUCUCGCCCGAUCAGAAGGCAGAGGUGUCACCUGUCAGUCAGGCCUGGUUCACUACAAAAGAAGACAAAGACACACUGACUAACAAAGGUCAUAAGUGGAAACAGGGCAUGUGGUCCAAAGAGGAGAUUGACAUUCUGAUGAGCAACAUCGAUCGAUAUGUAAAGGGCCGCGGCAUUGAAGACCCAGCAGAGAUCAUUUUUGAGAUGUCCAAAGAGGAGAGGAAGGAUUUCUACCGCUCUGUGGCCUUGGGGUUAAACAGGCCGCUGUUCGCCGUCUACAGACGAGUUCUACGAAUGUACGACAACCGCAACCACGUCGGCAAGUAUACUCCUGAUGAGAUAGAGAAGCUAAAAGCGUUGAGGGAGAAACACGGGAACGACUGGGCGACUAUCGGAUCAGCUCUGGGUCGCAGUGCUUCUUCUGUCAAAGAUCGCUGCCGACUAAUGAAGGACACAUGCAACACAGGUAAAUGGACUGAGGAGGAGGAGAGGCGUCUCACCGAGGUCGUCUACGAGAUGGCGGGCGUGUCGCCGGGGUCGGCGGUCACAGCAGGCGUUUCCUGGGCGACGGUCGCCGAUCAGGUUCGCACGCGCUCAGAGAAACAGUGUCGGUCGAAAUGGUUGAACUACCUGAACUGGAAACACAGCGGAGGAACGGAGUGGAUGAAGGAGGACGACCUCAACCUCAUACGCAGGAUAUCGGAGCUGGAAGUGGAGGAUGAGAAUGAAAUCAGGUGGGAGGAUCUCGCAGGCGGGUGGAGCAGCGUCCGAUCGCCUCAGUGGCUGCGAUCUAAGUGGUGGAGCAUCAAGAGACAAGUAGCCAAUCACAAGGAGAUCCCCUUCAGCGUGCUCCUGAAGGGUCUCCAGGAGCUGAUGGCGUCAUCGCAGACAUCGUCCGGGCCGGGAAGUCCCUCCUCCUCCUCCUCCUCCUCCCUCCAGAUUCGACUCACCCGAUUGGAGGAGAGCAGUGGCAGCCCCGCCCCCGGCUCCGUGGCCGC
Molecule: messenger RNA, 1420 nt
Organism: Micropterus dolomieu (smallmouth bass)
Lineage: Eukaryota; Metazoa; Chordata; Actinopteri; Centrarchiformes; Centrarchidae
Gene: dmtf1
Product: cyclin D binding myb-like transcription factor 1
Exons: 12
Biological process (GO): regulation of transcription by RNA polymerase II
Cellular component (GO): nucleus
Molecular function (GO): DNA-binding transcription factor activity, RNA polymerase II-specific; RNA polymerase II cis-regulatory region sequence-specific DNA binding
Source: RefSeq, a predicted model, not a curated record